Rubroshorea leprosula is the source of this 3999-nucleotide messenger RNA. NCBI's taxonomy places the organism in Eukaryota, Viridiplantae, Streptophyta, Magnoliopsida, Malvales, Dipterocarpaceae. The record is from the annotation of a GenBank genome assembly.
GACUGUGAUGAUGGGGGAAGGUGGAGCUCCUGGGAAGGAGAAAAUGGAGGAGACAUACCUGCAGGCUUUUCUUCAGCAUAAAGGUCUCUGUCUCUCUCCCUUUUUCCUCUUUGGUAAUGGGCCCAUCAUCACAAUCCCAACUCUUCACGUAUUCUCGCCUUCUACUAACGUCUUUCGCCCACGCCCAACAUCAGUAUUUAGGAAGUUCUGAUGAUUGAAGCAAUUGGUCCUUGUUUUGGUGGACGGGAAGAUCCAAAAAGAGAUUAAAUUUGCGUCCUUAGUGAGGAAAUCAGGGUGCAAGUUGAGACUUGUGGGGGCAAAAAGAGGGCUUUGAUACUUUUCCAUCAAAGGAAGCUUCGUUUCCUUCUGCUUCAAGCUGCUGGGGAAGCUUGAGUAGUUGACAUCGGUAUUUUGGUGUUUUUCCUUUUAUGGUAACAUACUCGGUUAUAUUUGGCAACCGUUCUCCGUAACUCUUGUUUGACUCAGACUCAAGGACUCUGGAUUUGAGAUUUCAGGUGGGCGUUCUCUGAAAAAGAAUAGAGAGGAUUGAACAAGAAGAGCGUGGAGAAGUUUCUGGUAGAUUAUCAUGGCAACAAGAUCACUGAGACGCCCUGUGCUAUCUGAAAAGGGACAGUUCGGCUGUAUGGGGGGUUUAAUUAGCAUGUUUGACUUCCGCCCUAGUCGAACUACUCGGAGGCUGCUCUCAGAUAGAAGGCCUGGAAAUAAUCAUGCUGGUGAAGCUGGAAAUCAAGGGGAUAAACAUGAUACUCUCUAUCCUAGUGAUACUUGUCAAGGAUCCCUUGAUGAUGGAGAAGAAACAACAGUGACUGAUUCAUGGAAGCCAAGCAUGAAAAAACUCAUAGAAGAAGAGAUGUCUACUGAGCAGGAUACGAAAAUAGAAAAUGCCAAAGUAGAAUCAAAACAGUGUGAUUCAGGACAUGGAGACAAUAGAAGGAAGAGUCAUAGAAGAACUAAAAAGAUUAAGAAGAAAAGCUAUGAUGACAUCCAUAAUGUUGAUGCUGCUGAGAAAGUGGGAUUAGAAGGCCCUUGUCAUCAUAAACCAGAGCAUCAAGCUAUGAGUAGUCUUGAUAUAAAAAAUGUAAUGGAAGAACUCUGCCACCAAAUUCAUCAAAAAGGUGUCAAUUGUGUGAAGCAUGAACAGCGAGGUGAACUUCAGAUGGAUGCAGACCAGAAGAGUCCUGGUUUUGAAGAAAAAUUGAGCGAGGCCAUCAAGUUCUUAGUUAGUCAGAAGCUUACUGACAGGAAUGUACAUGUAGAAAAUGGGGAACUCCAAACUUCCAAAGAUCUUAUAGAGGCCCUCCAAAUUUUGAGUUCAGAUGAGGAAUUGUUUUUGAAACUUCUACAAGAUCCCAAGUCCUUGUUAGUUAGAUAUAUUCAGGACUUGCCGAAUGCUGAGGUAAAGAAAGGAGAGUCUGAGUCUCUUGCAGGAUGUGACAUUUCAACAGACGAGCUUGCUAAUCCAAGACAGUCUGAUGAGCUUGUUAAUCAAAAACACCGUAACUUCUUCAGGAGAAAGAUCAAGUCUCGGGGAAGAGACACAUCAAAUGUGAGUAAAUUUUCUCAAACUUCAAAUAAGAUUGUCAUUUUGAAACCUGCGCCAGCAGCCUUGCAAAAUCCUGAAAGUGGAAGCAGUCUUGGGCCUUCAACAGAAUCUCAUUAUGUCAUCAGAUCAAACAUUGAGCAGAAUGAGAAAGUAAGUUCACACUUUUUUCUCUCUGAAAUUAAAAGGAAAUUGAAACAUGCUAUGGGCAUGGAGCAACAAAAAACAUCAAUUGGUGGUAUUUCCAAUAGAUCUUCUGCUGAGCAUCAAAAUACAGAAUGUAGUGGAGGGGUUAAGGAAUAUACUGGCAUGAAUUCUCCAACCAAAGAUCACUUCUUUAUUGAAAGGAUUGCUAGACCUCCCACAGGCAGACUAAAGGACUGUGAAAUAAAUAUCGAACAUGAGACUGCUGAUUUUCCCAAGCAAAAAGUUUCUAGCAUCUAUAUUGAGGCUAAGAAACAUCUAUCUAAGAUGCUGAACAAUGGGGAUCAAAAUGCAGAUUGCUCAAGCAGACAAGCUCAGGAAACCUUAGGGAGUAUACUCGCUCUUCAUGACUAUAACUCAUCUCCUGUUGGAAGCCCAGGAAGGAACAGGGAGCUCAGCUCUGCAACUGCACAGAGACUUGCUGCCUCUGACACAACCCAGGUGGUCAAUGAAAACAUGCAACACAACCAUGUCAGCUGUCUAAGUCAGACUUCGGAGAAUUCAGAGACUCAGCCAUGCCUUUCAUGUGACCUUAACAAUAGUGAAGUGCAAGACCAUAACUUGAAUUUGAGCAUCCCAGACCAGUAUUGUAAUGAUAACAGAGUGGAUGAAGCUUUUUGUUCUAGUGGAGAUCAGAUAAGUUCUAGAGAUGCUGUCGAGAUUCUUGAAGUAGCUGAAACUAUAGUCCAAGAGGAGAGCCAUCUCCAGGAUACUUUUCCUGAACCAAGUACCUCUUAUGAUACAAGAGAUGACAAAACUGUUGAUAGAAGUGAUGCUUAUACUGAAAAACAAGAUCCACAAUUCUCAAAACUGACAUGUGAAGAGGAUCACUCACCAUCUUCUCCUUUAGCAUCCCCACCACAUUCUUCAGUCACCAUGAAGGUCGAAUAUCCCAAUAAAAUUACUGAUAUACAAGAGCGGCCAAGUCCUGUAUCUGUUCUUGAGCCAUUCUUCAUAGAGGAUGUCGCCAGCCCGGCAAGCACCAGAUCCCAUUCUGCUGAAACAGCAAUUCAACCACUUAGAAUUCAAUUUGAAGAAUAUGACUCUUCAGCUGCAAAUCAAGGUAACAAUAGAAAAUCAUGUAUGGAUGACAAGGAAUCAGUAUUUGAAUACAUAAAGGCAGUGCUCCAAGCCUCUAGUUUAAACUGGGUAGAGCUCUAUAUCAAGUCACUUUCUUCAGACCUACUUCUUGAUCCAAAUUUGAUUGAUGAGGUAGAAUUCUAUCCCAACCAGCUUUGUCAUGACCAAAAACUCCUCUUUGAUUGUGUUAACGAAAUUCUCAUGGAGGUUUGUGGGCACUACUUUGGUUGCUCCCCAUGGGUGUCAUUUGCUAAACCUAGUAUCAGGCCUAUCCCAAAUAUGAACAACACCAUCCAAGAAGUCUUCAAUGGAGUAUAUUGGCAUCUCCCCCCAAUGCCACUGCCUCGAACUCUAGACCAGAUAGUCAGAAAAGACAUGGCUAAGACAGGAACAUGGUUGGACCUUGGGGUCAACACUGAGAGUAUUGGUGUUGAGAUGGGUGAAGCCAUUCUUGAAGACUUAUUGGAAGACAUCAUAAUAAGCUGCACAACUGCAAUUUCAGAACCCGAUCAUUCUGCACUUCUGGCUUAGGUGAGAGGAAGAGAAGCAGCAACAAGUUAAUGACUUGCAAAAGUUAACUGACUCAAUUUUUCACACUCCAAAUCAAUAAUAUAGCCCCAUCUCAGGCCACGGUGAACCAGAAAGUAAGCUGAAUCAGUUCUUCUUCACCAUAGGAUGGGCUCACCAAGGUUGAGGGGCUUCAUUUAAAUCUCCCUUUUCUGUGGAUUGAUAUGAUGGCUUUUCCUAACCUUGCCACUUGAAAUCAUGUAGAUACCACGGGAAGACCUAACAAACAGCAGCACGAAUCCAUUUGGGCUGUUCCCUGCAAGAAUAAACAGUAAAUCCCUGUGGUUAUUUUCUGUGAGCAUUGACUGUUUGAUCUUGGUUCGCAGAUGACAACAAAGCUAUAUCCUUUAGAAUUUGUAGCCUUUGGUCUGUAUUCGUUGUGUCUCUGGAUGUUUUGCAUUAUGAUUGAGUCCAUUCGAUUCAUUCUUCGGUUUGUUUUCCUGUCUUGUUUGUUGAAUCCACUUGCUUAUGUAUUUAGAGUCGAGAAAGUGUCUCAAAGUCAUCACUACUUCGAUGUACCAUGUAAGUGAAAAAUGCAAAGGAAUUUCAUACACUAGUAAUGCGUGCAAUAAUAGUCAUGUGAAAAA